AUGAAUGCGCAAUCUUGGAUUUGUUGUCUCAUUGUUGCUUUCUUCAACUUGACAGUUGUAACAGGGAAUGCAUGUGAUGAUAAAUUGAAUGAGCUAACAACAAAUGGCAGCUCCUCUAUUUUGUCCGAGGCUUGCACCGCACCAGACGGUACAUCCUCGUGUCCUUUAGGAUGUCGAGAAAAGUUACAAGAGCUUCUCACUGCCUGUGAUAAUCAGGUCUUUGAUUUCAGUUUACUCGUUGAAACAAUCAAGUGCGAUGACUUCAACGUCUGCCAAACCGUGACCGAUGACGUUUACGGUGCCUACUCAUAUCUCUGUCCCGAUGAUGGAUCCACUUCAGAAUGUAGACAACCAUGUGUGGAUAUCCUGAAUGCUCUUGAAAGUGCUUGUCUGGAACCAGAUGGAUACAUUCCACCAGAAUACUUCCUCGAUACACAAUUUGGGCAUCCUGCUUGUAAACAAAUUGCCUUCGACAAAGCAAUCGAAAGAUCAAGAGGUUGUGGGGACUGGGCAGAAAUUCAAAGCGUUGGAUUUGGCAAUUUGUGCACUGAUCAGUGCACGAGCAGCUGCGUGGCUGUGAUUGAUAACAUGUUUGAUCAGUGCGAUACUCUGCCUGGUUUUGUCGUAGAAAACUUGGUUCCAUUGUACAACGCCGACUGUCAAGCUGCCUUCAUUGCAAACGACAUAACGAGAGAGAUUGAUAAUCUAGGGAGCUACAACUGUGCAGAAAUGGUCGAGUUCUACGGUAAAGCAUCGCAGUACCUGUGUACUGCCGAGACUCUUUCAUUGACCGUAGUGGGGAACAAUGGGCUUCCACAAUCUGCAUUUCCUCUGGGUCUAUGUCAAGGAGAUUGCGACGACGAUUCCGACUGUGAACACGGAUUGAUCUGCUUUCAACGCGAUAGUAAUGUCGCUGUCCCCGGUUGCUCCGGCGGAUUGGAUGAUGCAAGCCUGAGCGACUACUGCAUUCGUCCAAGCUCUUCCCCUGCUGUUCCAUUGAAUUUGGUGGGGAACAAUGGAAUUCCAGCAUCCGCAUUUCCGCUUGGGCUAUGCCAAGGAGAUUGCGACGACGAUUCCAACUGUGAACCCGGGCUAGUAUGCUUUCAACGCGAUAGCAAUGUCGCUGUCCCCGGUUGCUCCGGAGGAUUGGAUGAUGCAAGCCUGAGCGACUACUGCAUUCGUCCAAGCUCUUCCCCUGCUGUUCCAUUGAAUGUGGUGGGGAACAAUGGAAUUCCAGCAUCCUCAUUUCCGCUUGGGCUAUGCCAAGGAGAUUGCGACGACGAUUCCAACUGUGAACCCGGACUGGUAUGCUUUCAACGCGAUAGCAAUGUCGCUGUCCCCGGUUGCUCCGGAGGAUUGGAUGAUUCUAGCCUAACAGACUACUGCAUUCGUCCAAGCUCUUUCCCUGUUAGCACUGGUGAUUCCGUUGCGACAUGCGAUCCAUUGUGCUUGAAUGUCCUUAAUGCUCUGGAAAGAGCUUGUCUACAACCAGACGGAUACAUUGCACCGGAAUACUUCCUCGAUAGCAAGUUUGGCAAUCCUACUUGUCAAGAAGUUGCCUUUUCGAAAGCAAUCCAGAGAUCGAAUGGUUGUGGAGCCUGGACCGAAAUUCAAAGCGUUGGGUUUCGUGAAUUGUGCUCUGAAGAGUGUACAGAGAAUUGCGUCACUGUGAUUGAAAACAUGUUCGACCAGUGCGAAACUGUGCCUAGUUUUGUCGUAGGCCUAUAUCCAGGCUACAAUGCGGAUUGCCGAAGAACUUUUGAGUGUUUGGACAAUCCAGCAUCCUGUACUCGGAAGUUAUCGAUAUCCUCCACUACUGCAGAGUUGAACGAUUCCUCGUCUGCUUUACCUGGGCUUUCUUUCGCGAUGAUGCUGACUGUGUUGGUUGAAGCUUGCAUCCUGCUUUCAAUUAUCAUUGACUAG
Molecule: messenger RNA, 1923 nt
Organism: Cylindrotheca closterium
Lineage: Eukaryota; Bacillariophyta; Bacillariophyceae; Bacillariales; Bacillariaceae
Source: the annotation of a GenBank genome assembly